AUGACACGGAAGUUGGAAAAUGGAGGCGCAGUGGCCAAUCAUGUUGGCGGUGACAGGCUAUCUAACUCCACGCCAUACCGGGAGGUUGAAGUCACUGUGUAUGACAAGUUACUCAACGAGGUGCGUGCAUUCCGUUGUGACCAACAGCUCUUGGAGAAUUCGAUGGUGUACUUUGUGCCUAUUAUACGCCGCUACCUUGAGGAAGAGGCUGAGGAAGAAAGAAAGAAUCGUCUUGGUGCAGAAGAGGAACGUAGCAGGGAUAUGACUGCUACCUCUGCUGCCGCUACAAAUAAAAUGGCGAGUGGCCACGGGACAGAUGUAUCCGUUGACAAGGCUGUGACCGGCAUUGAUAGGAGGGGGCAAGGCGAUGUGAGGCAGUCCUCGCAACCUAAGUUGACAAGUCCUCUACCUCCCAUUCCUAUCCGUGUAAACUGUGACCUGAGUAUCUUUUCCUGGUUGAUGGCAUAUGUGCAGGGGAAAAGGCGACCCUUCACGCCGGAGAACGCUGUGUCGAUUGCCUUGUCCUCAAACUUUCUACUAAUGACGCAACUCGUCGAUUUACCCCUUCAAUACAUCAAGGAAAAUCUCGUGCAGGUGAUGCUCUCUGGGGUUAGCAUGGAGUGUCUGACAGGCGAGCUUUUGGCACGGCUUUGUAGUAUGUUAUCAGAGGGCGACCUCGCAAGGACCUUUUUAAAAUUUUUCGAGUGGCGGGUCGACUACUCUGCGAAUAGACGUGUUUUGACAGCUCUUCUUCGCCAUGUUGUUUGCGACCGUCUUGGGGAAAGACAGGCAAAUGGCUUGUGUUGGUGUCAAUACUGUGGGGUUUUAUUUGACCAACAUGAACUUCAUCGUCUGGAGCGGAGUGCCAAAAACGUGAAGCCAGCACUCUGUCCGCGACUGAGAGAGAACUCAAUUGGCACACGUGGUGAGAUUCUCACGACUCAUGUGGCCUCAAACUGUCAUGCCAACCUUGUAUUUCCUUCAAUCUCCUGGAGUGAUGAACAUGUGGAACGCUGGGCGUGGCGCAUCAUUGGGGCAACUCAUUUUUUUGUCUGUGGACGCUGCAAUCAUCUUGUACCGCUUAUAGAUACCAUGAGCCAUGGGUGCUGUGGAGGAAUGGCGAAUUUUUCCUGCACUGAGGGUGGCAGCCGCGCCGACGCCGACGCUCUUCUUGCAUGGUAUGCUGUUUCCAAAGACCUUUACGCGGGUGGCUUGACGCCCAUGUACUCCCAUCAGACAGAUGUACCACGUGAAGUGCUCUUGACGCUGUCUCCCACUGGAGAGUGGACCUGCGAGGACCGGAGCGACCACGCCGUGCCAGGGCUGUGGUGCACUCACCCCAUCGCCGUGGAGAGAUCUGUCAGCAUAAAUGGUAAUGUGAACCUUGAUACACAGAAUGGUUUUGAGCGAUGGUUGGUGUUGGGGCUGCAGCAAAUGAUGGAAGAGUUUGGUAGAAGGGGAGAACACAACGUCGCCGGUGACGAUGCGCACACGCCAUUAUCGCCGGUUACCGGCCUUGCCUGGCAACUACCGACCAAGUUAGGCAGCCGGGGGACAGAAUACAUGGCUAGAACUGGAUCCGGACGGCCAUCGCAUCGCGACAACAGGGGCGUGGGCCGUGGUGGGUUAAUAUCUGGAAGUGAUGCAGUGACCAGGCGGAAGGAAUUGGUAUCCAAUAACAACCUACAGCGUGCGAACGCCACAUCCGGUGGCACACCGCUUGCCUACGACCCCAACAAGACGUUGACCAGUUCUUCUUUGACCAACUUUCGUGUGAAAUCAGCGCAAAACACGGGUCUAUCCUUGCGAAGCCUGAAGGCGCCUGGCUCCUCGUUUGCAAAAACCAGCCCAGCUAUUCCACAGAAUUACAGGUGA
This is a messenger RNA of Trypanosoma rangeli, 1875 nucleotides long. Its product is annotated as DUF3342 domain containing protein. The coding region runs from base 1 to 1875 and encodes 624 amino acids. The transcript has a single exon. NCBI's taxonomy places the organism in Eukaryota, Euglenozoa, Kinetoplastea, Trypanosomatida, Trypanosomatidae. The record is from RefSeq and is a predicted model, not a curated record.